GCCUCCACCCCAAUUCGUCCAGUACUCCAGUUCCAGACUUCCAGUCCCCAACUCCAAUCCACCCCGCCGCCUCUCCAAUUUCUAAUCCCCCAAGGCGAAGCAGCAAUCGAAACAUCCAGAGGCCUCCAUCCUCACCCAUUUCCGCUGAUUCACUUUGGGAGGCGAGGCGAUGCCCUCGAGGAGCAAGCGCAACCGACUCGGCCUCGACGGCGAGGACGAGGAGGAAGAGGAGAUCGCCGCUACCUCAUCUGACCCCGACGACUCGGAGUCGGAGGCGGAGCGCGGGGCCGAGGCGGAUGACGGCGACGACGAAUACGUGGGGGAAAGGAGUGACGCGGGCGGCGGCGACGAAGCGGAGGAACGAGGCAGCAGCGACAGCGGCGAUGGGGGCGGCCCCGGCGACGGCGGGAAGCCACUUCGGAGCGGGAGGCGUGGGGUGAUGGCUCCCGAUAGGGAGAGGAAAUCACAGAAUGUCGAUGCUCUGGUCAGGGGUAACCUGGUUGUAAGGAGGCAGCCACUCAUUCCACGUAUCCUUUCAGUUUCUGAUGCGGCAGCAAUAGCUCGAAAGCCAUUCAAACCUCCAUGCCAAAAUGGAUAUAGUAAGAAUAAUGAGCAUCUUGCUCGUCGCCUUUCAGCUCGUAAAAGAUUUGUCCCGUGGGGUUCGACACAGGCAUUUGCAGUUACACAUAAUCUUCCACAACCACAUGCUGUUACUAGUGUUAGUUCAUCAGAAAAGGAGGAACCUCUUCCACCUGGCAUAGAGCCAUUGGUUUUGUGGCAACGUGAGGAAUGUGACAAGGAAAACUGCAAUGCUUCUGUGAUCGAAGUUGAUCACUUGCUUGUACGUUACCUCCGACCGCAUCAAAGGGAAGGAGUUCAGUUUAUGUUUGAUUGUGUCUCUGGGUCGUUGAGUGAUGAUGGUAUUUCUGGUUGCAUUUUAGCUGAUGAUAUGGGAUUGGGGAAGACUCUACAGUCAAUAACUUUACUAUAUACCCUUCUUUAUCAAGGCUUUGAUGAUAAGCCAAUGGUUAAAAGGGCUGUGAUUGUAACCCCCACAAGCUUAGUUAGCAAUUGGGAAUCUGAGAUAAUUAAGUGGUUAAAAGGCAGAGUGCAGCUGCUUGCCCUCUGUGAAAGCACACGUGCUGAUGUUCUUUCCGGCAUAGAAAGUUUCUUAAAACCCUUGAGCCGUCUUCAGGUACUUAUCAUAUCUUAUGAGACGUUCCGCAUGCAUUCUUCAAAAUUUGAAAGACCGGGCAGCUGUGACCUUCUGAUAUGCGAUGAGGCCCACAGGCUGAAAAAUGAUCAGACACUGACAAAUAAGGCAUUGGCUUCCCUUCCUUGUACACGGCGCAUCCUCUUGUCAGGUACCCCAAUGCAGAAUGAUUUGGAAGAAUUCUUUUCAAUGGUGAAUUUCACAAAUCCAGGGGUUUUGGGGGACGCUUCAUAUUUUCGUCGAUAUUACGAAGCACCGAUCAUAUGUGGAAGAGAACCCAACGCAAGUGCAGAAGAAAAGAAGUUGGGAUCUGAGAGAUCUGCAGAGCUUAGUGCAAAAGUAAAUCAGUUUAUACUGAGACGAACAAAUGCCCUGUUAUCCAAUCACUUGCCUCCAAAGAUUGUUGAAGUUGUGUGCUGCAAGCUGACUCCUUUGCAGACAACACUGUACAACCACUUCAUCCAUUCCAAAAAUGUUAAACGCCUGAUAUCCGAAGAAACAAAGCAAUCCAAAAUUCUGGCAUAUAUUACUGCACUUAAGAAAUUAUGCAACCAUCCAAAGCUGAUCUACGACACCAUAAAAAGUAACAAUUCAAGUGGCUCUGGUUUUGAAGAUUGUCUGCGCUUUUUUCCACCGGAACUGUUUUCAGGAAGAUCUGGAUCAUGGACUGGUGGAGGAGGAAUGUGGGUAGAACUAUCUGGAAAAAUGCAUGUAUUGGCAAGAUUACUGGGCCACCUGCGUCACAAAACUGAUGAUCGUAUUGUCCUUGUAUCAAAUUAUACUCAGACAUUAGAUCUAUUUGUUCAAUUAUGUCGGGAAAGAAGGUACCCAUAUGUUAGACUUGAUGGAGCAACAUCCAUCAGUAAAAGGCAAAAGCUGGUGAACCAAUUCAAUGAUCUAUCUAGGGAUGAGUUUGUCUUUCUACUUAGUAGCAAGGCAGGUGGUUGUGGGCUUAAUUUGGUAGGAGGAAAUCGCUUGGUUCUCUUUGACCCUGAUUGGAACCCUGCCAAUGAUAAGCAGGCUGCUGCUCGAGUAUGGAGGGAUGGACAAAAAAAGAGAGUCUACAUUUAUAGGUUCUUAAGCACAGGAACCAUUGAAGAGAAGGUAUAUCAACGUCAAAUGUCAAAGGAAGGCCUACAAAAAGUUAUUCAGCAGGAGCAAACAGACAACAAAAUGCAGGGAAGUUCUCUUUCAACAGAAGACCUGCGUGAUCUUUUUACUUUUCAUGAACAAGUCAGGUCUGAAAUACAUGAAAAUUUGAAGUGUAGCCGCUGUAACAAGGAUGGAAAUUCGCUUUUGGGUGGUAAUGAUUUUGAUUUAGCAGCCACUGAGCAUAAGCCUUCAAUGCCAGGAGUGCAAGAUUAUAUUGAUAUUGGUGGGUUUGGAGAGAUAUCUGGAUGUUUGCAGAUAAUGGAUAGCUCACAUCAUCAGAUUGGAAGACCGUCUGAAGAAGAUUUAGGAAGUUGGGGACAUCACUGUGAUCCAUCAACUGUACCUGAUACUAUACUGCAGUGUUCUGCUGGUAGUGAGGUUUCUUUCGUUUUCACCAAUCAGGUUGAUGGAAAACUUGUUCCGGUUGAAUCAGUGGCACGAUCAGCACCUCAUCAACUAAAUGGAAUAGCAGCUCAUGGAGACAAGGAAGUGGGGAAAACCAAUUCUCCUAGUAAACCCAGAAAACAAUCCUUACUUGGCAAGAAUUUGAAGAUGAUGGGAUUUAAUUUAAAGAAUUCAUCUUUGAAAUGUCCAACUAGGUCCAGAACUGCAUCACCAAAUUGCUUGCAACAGUUGAAGAAAACCAGCCCCACUUUAGAACAGCCUCAAGCUAAAAAGCUUCAUGUUGCUUCUGAUAUGUCUGAUGAUGACUUUGUUUGAAUCAGAACUCAAAUCUCCGUAUAUAACGUCAUAUGUUGAUCUGCUGUGUUGUUUUUAAAAGCUGUCAUCUGCUUUGUAAAUACUACAUGCAAGCUGGUGAGAUAACUAGUCAUUUGAAGGAAUUUUCUCAUGUGCUCUCAUCACUUUGCAGUAUUUCUUAAAAUUUCAUUUCAAGCGGAAGGGCCAGAAGCCCAAUCCUUGUACCAUAUUUCCGUAAAAAGGAUUAAAGGUAGGAGUCAGGAUCACAAUGAGGCCGGUCUUCAUUCCCAUCCCUCACAUGUGCAGUCACAAUGGUUAAAUACAUACUGGAAGAAAAGAAUUGGUGUUGUUCAUGUGCUCACAUGGGUUCUCUAGAUCUUAAGAGCUUUGCCUAAGCUCUGUCGGUUUGACCAUUAUGAGGUAUUUCCAGGUCUUCAUGCAAGCUAACUCGUGAGAGUCCCUUGAUAGACUAUUCUCUACUUGCUGCAGGGUUUAAUUUCACUUGAGAUGAUCCAGGACUUCUGAGAGAAGAAUGCUCUUUUUUCCCCUUUUUUUUUUGGCCUUCUUGUAGGGACUGGGUGCAGAAUCUCAUUCCAGAUUAUGCUGAAAAAUAUGGACAUGUGUUCUCCCCAUUCCACUAUUACCUCGUGAUUUGGGGUUAGACACUAAGGGGUAUAGUUUUAUUAAGCUUUGCACAUGUUCUGUUCCAAAAUUACUGCAUCAGAACAGUACUAAUGUCCUAGCUCCUAAUGGAAAUUGAAUUUGUUAUGAGGGAAUGGAAGCAAGUGCUAAAUUUGAAAAGUUUCUCAAGGUACAUCUGAUCAUUAUAUUGGCACUAAAAGGAAGAGAUGGUAGAGUUGGGGUAUGUCAACCUUAUGAUCUAUUGCCAUAUGGUACAUUGCGAAUAAGGGUGCUUAACAUAUGAUCCUUCAGACUGGUGGACAAAUUAAAUUACGUAUGCUUUUUAUGACUAGAAGGGUAGUGCCACCACUUUGUAACACUGCAUAACUGAAUCUUGAGCUCCGGUUUAAAAAAUAACAAGAACCCUACUUGAGUUGGAACUCUGUUUUUCUGACUUUUAUUGGAGCAACCUAAUUCUCUUGUUCAGCAUAAUAAUCAUGUUUCCUGCAGUAUAUUUUUGCGAAAUAUGUUUCAUGUCACAUGAUACUAUCAUACUAGUGUAAAUUUAUGAACAACAAUGUUAAUCUCUUUGUCCUGCUGCCAGUCAAUUUGCCAUUCAGACAGUACAGCACUUCAGCAUUUACCAUGUGUGCAAUUUUUUCUGAACCAGAAAAGAAUUAUCUACUUUAAGUUACCAUAAGUUCUGAUGUGAAGUAUAACCAUGAAAUCACAGUGGUGUUUAAAAUGGUCCUAUUUCCAAUAGGGGUGCUGUCGUGAUUUAUUACAAAUAGGACCCAACAUUACAAUGGAACAAGAUCUCUUUGACUGGUCCGUUGUCACCUGGUGGCACAAGACCAAGGACUUGUGUUAUCAUUGCCUGGUCAUAGAGGUGGAACCAAAAUGGGGAGGAUUCUUGGGGAUCACAUGGUCCUAUUCCGAGAGGUCGAUGUCGCCAGCUCACCAUGGCUAAUAACAAACCGGUCUAGUGUCAGUCUAAUGAUUUUGUCACCAACCUCCCCUUUGCUUGUGCUCAGCUCAUUGCCUGAUUAUACCUCCGGACAUUGUUAAGCUAGAUUUUUUCCCCAUAAUUGUGCUCGUAUUCAUUUUACUAUAGCCGUGAUUUCUUCCUGAUCUCCGAUGAUUCAAAUCGUGGACACUGCAGAAUUGCAGUUUCCAUUUAUUUUA
Messenger RNA from Panicum virgatum (switchgrass), 4870 nucleotides. Its product is annotated as DNA repair and recombination protein RAD54-like. The record is from RefSeq and is a predicted model, not a curated record. Lineage: Eukaryota; Viridiplantae; Streptophyta; Magnoliopsida; Poales; Poaceae. Gene Ontology annotation, molecular function: ATP binding; DNA translocase activity; ATP-dependent chromatin remodeler activity. The transcript has 23 exons. Gene Ontology annotation, biological process: reciprocal meiotic recombination; double-strand break repair via synthesis-dependent strand annealing. Gene Ontology annotation, cellular component: nucleus. Bases 170 to 3085 code for a protein of 971 amino acids.